CAGAUCGGUUUUCAAGGACUCCCAGGGCACCCUGGAUCUCGAAGGGAAAUUCUCCCCUCUGUACAAACAAGACAGUGGCAAGCUCUCUAAUGAGGAUAUGCUGAAGCUAUUAGCAGAGUAUAAGAAGCCAGAGAAGACAAAACUGCAAGUUAUCCCAGGCCAGUUAAAUAUCACAGUUGAAUGUGCCCCCCUGGACUCCUCAAAUUGUGUCACUUCAUCUUAUAUCCCCAUCAAGCCUUUUGGGAAGGGCUGUGAGAGCAUCGCUGUUGAGGUGGAAGAGUUUGUCCCAGAAGUGGCCAAAUACUGCUACCCCUUCACGAUCUAUAAGAACCACCUUUAUGUGUACCCCCUGCACCUAAAGUAUGACAACCAGAAGACGUUUGCAAAGGCGAGGAAUAUCGCCAUCUGCAUCGAGUUCAGGGAUUCAGAUGAAGCUGAUGCCAGAGCCCUCAAGUGCAUUUAUGGCAAGCCAGGAGGACAGCUCUUGACAGCCAGUGCCUGUGCCAUCGUGUUGCAUCAUAACCAAAGUCCGGAGUUCUACGAUGAGAUAAAAAUUGAGCUCCCGAUUCACCUCCAUCAGAAGCACCAUUUGCUUUUCACCUUCUAUCACGUCAGCUGUGAAAUUAACACCAAGGCCACCACGAAGAAGCAGGACACCGUGGAAACUCCAGGCGAGACAAGAACUGAGAGCUCGGUUUGUGCUUUACUAGUGAAGAGAUGCAACCCAAGUAACUACAAUUACUUCAAUUAUUAA
This is a messenger RNA of Alligator sinensis (Chinese alligator), 754 nucleotides long. Its product is annotated as dedicator of cytokinesis protein 11-like. NCBI's taxonomy places the organism in Eukaryota, Metazoa, Chordata, Crocodylia, Alligatoridae. The record is from RefSeq and is a predicted model, not a curated record. Gene Ontology annotation, biological process: positive regulation of filopodium assembly; small GTPase-mediated signal transduction; positive regulation of GTPase activity. Gene Ontology annotation, molecular function: guanyl-nucleotide exchange factor activity. Bases 98 to 754 code for a protein of 218 amino acids. The transcript has 7 exons.